AUGGCUCUACGAACUCUUUUAGUCGUUUUUCUCUCAGUGAUAGGAAUAUGGGCGAAAUCAAUCCCUAUUUCAGCUAGGAAUGUUGAUGCCAAAGGCGCAAAACAGGAUGGCAAUCAUCUGGUCUUUGCUCAUUUCAUGAUUGGAAUUACCAGUGACAGAAGUAGUGCUUCGGCCUACGAUGAUGACAUGCAACGAGCAAAGUCCCUUGGAAUCGAUGCAUUCGCAUUGAACAUUGGCGUUGACCCAUACACGGACCAGCAAUUAGAAUUCGCCUAUCAAUCAGCAGCAACCAACAACAUGAAAGUCUUCCUGUCCUUCGAUUUCAACUGGUGGAAUGUCGGACAAGCAUCAGCGAUCGGCCAGAAGAUCGCCCAAUAUGGAAGCAAACCAGCCCAGUUGAUGGUCGACGGCAAGAUAUUCGUAUCCUCAUUCUCCGGAGAUGGCUUAGAUGUAGCAGCGCUACGAGCAGCGGUUGGGAAACCAAUUUUCUUCGCACCGAACUUCCAUCCAGCUACCGGGACUAAUAUUUCUCCCGUUGAUGGGCUGCUCAAUUGGAUGGCUUGGCCAAACAACGGGAACAACAAAGCACCUACGGCUGGGGCCAACGUAUCCGUUGCAGAUGGGGAUAAGGUCUACGUCGAUGCUCUGAAAGGAAAGGCUUAUGUCGCCCCUGUUUCGCCUUGGUUUUCCACUCAUUUUGGACCAGAGGUAUCCUACAGCAAAAAUUGGGUAUUCCCCUCAGAUCUGCUCUGGUAUAAUCGGUGGAAUGAUAUACUUGCCCUCGGUCCUCGCUUCAUCGAGAUUAUCACCUGGAAUGAUUAUGGUGAAUCGCAUUAUAUCGGGCCAUUGAAGUCACCUCAUACCGAUGAUGGCGCUUCCAGAUGGGUCAAUGAUAUGCCCCAUGAUGGAUGGUUAGAAAUCUCCAAGCCAUUCAUCGCAGCCUUCAAAGACGGUGCAUCGGCACCAGAUAAGUACAUUACGGAUGAGAAACUGGUAUACUGGUACAGACCAGCACCACGAGACGUUAACUGCGACGCAACAGACACCUGCAUGGUCCCUGCUAACAAUGGCAGCGGAAACUAUUUCCUUGGUCGGCCGGAUGGAUGGCAAUCCAUGCAGGAUUCUGUUUUCGUAGUCACAUUGCUCAAGUCACCAGCUUCUGUCGAGGUGAACUCCGGGGGCACCGUUUACAAAUAUGACGCACCGGCUGGGGCAUCUGCACAUGCCGUUCCUAUGAAAGUUGGUGUACAGGCUUUUUCAAUGAGUCGCAGCGGGCAAUCUGUUCUGUCUGGUACCAGUCUCAAGCCCAUUAUCAACGGAUGUGUUUGUGGUCUGUAUAACUUCAACGCUUAUGUUGGAACUCUCCCACCCGGCUUUGAUGAUCCUCUUCAGCCAGAUGGUCUGGCAGCUUUCACUCAGGGAUUGCAUGUCACAACGUGUCGCCCAACCCCUUCUUUAGGGACUAAUCCACCCGUCGCAAGUACCACAUCCUCGUCGUCCUUACCACCUACGGGACCAACUACAGGACCACCUACGGGACCAACUACGGGCCCACCAACUACCACGCCAAGCACAACAAGCUCAACCACGCCUUCCCAAUCUGGGGUAUCAACUAUAACACUGAGCGUGACAAACACUGUCACCCAAACCGUUACAGCCACUUCUUGCCCAAGUGGUGGCGCUGGAGGUGGUGGAGGAUCAAGCGGAGGUGGAGCUGGAGACAAAGUUUGUACAGGAGGCACAGGACCUGGCAACUACGUUGGACUCUGCAACUUCUGUUGUGGAUACGGGUACUGCCCAUCGGGCCCUUGUACCUGUACUCAAUAUGGAGCACCUGUCCCGGCACCCCCCUCAACGGGGAAGAUAGGGCUCACCUUGCCUGGUGAAGAUGACUCUUACACCGGUCUUUGUAGCUUUGCCUGUGGUCAUGGAUACUGUCCACCCACUGCCUGUACGACUCGUUGA
Penicillium longicatenatum is the source of this 1965-nucleotide messenger RNA. RefSeq names its product glycoside hydrolase family 71 protein. The coding region runs from base 1 to 1965 and encodes 654 amino acids. NCBI's taxonomy places the organism in Eukaryota, Fungi, Ascomycota, Eurotiomycetes, Eurotiales, Aspergillaceae. The record is from RefSeq and is a predicted model, not a curated record. Gene Ontology annotation, biological process: mating projection tip cell wall disassembly. Gene Ontology annotation, molecular function: glucan endo-1,3-alpha-glucosidase activity. The transcript has 5 exons.